This is a messenger RNA of Syngnathus typhle (broad-nosed pipefish), 3200 nucleotides long. It is a transcript of the gene armc2, whose product is annotated as armadillo repeat containing 2. Bases 446 to 2917 code for a protein of 823 amino acids. The transcript is spliced from 18 exons. Gene Ontology annotation, biological process: cilium organization; sperm axoneme assembly. Gene Ontology annotation, molecular function: protein binding. NCBI's taxonomy places the organism in Eukaryota, Metazoa, Chordata, Actinopteri, Syngnathiformes, Syngnathidae. The record is from RefSeq and is a predicted model, not a curated record.
UUAAAAAAACAGUCGAGGUCGCGUGUGAUGACGUCAUCACUAAGGUCGACCGAUGAUGACGGCAUGGCAAUUGAAGCAGAGUGCAGUUCGCAGCAUAUUUCCAACAGCCAUUGGACUCUCUUCAAAAUUGUCUAAGACUACAUCACGUGUAUAUAAAAAUAUAACUUAUUCAACGGAACUUUGAAAACGUCAUAUUCUUGCAGUCAUGCAGUUUUUUUGGUUCGUGUUAGACGAUUUUUUUUAAGCAGUAGUUCAGUACAUCCUGCAAUUUCCCCGACAUGUACACAACAUAUGGUCGCCAUGGAGACGCAGCACCGCGGGACUCCUCGUUCGCUCGGUGUCGUCCGACCAUUCCACCAUAAAACAAACCAUUCUCCCGAAGGCAAACCAUGCUAGACACGUAAAUAUAACAGGAAAGUUUGAUCAUGAAGACAAAACGGAGUUAAUGCAUAAGCUGAGCCGAGGGCAGGGCGGCCAAAUGGGCUCCACGGAGAGGAAAUACGAGCUGUGUGGGCCUUUUCUGCCGAGGAGGCACCCCUUAUUGAAGACGAGUGCAGAGAUAGUGGGUGAAGCAAGAAGGAUUCUCCGAGCUCAGUCCACCCAGAGACCUUACACCCCAAGAGAUGCACACAGGCAGUUGUUUGCAAGAAGCUCUGUCCGUGCAGACCACAGCAGCAGACCUUCCUCAAGCUUCAGUCUUCACGCACAUCAUUUUGAUGUCGGAGACUCCCGGCCAAGUUCAGGGACUCGCCUAUCUCCACUGGAGCAUAAGACAAGGAUUGCAUUUCCCGGCAAUGACGACUUUUCAAAGUCAUCUCCCAAACCUCCCACUGACCCACUGGACCCAAAGAGGACGCCAGCUCGAACACGAGGGCGUCUCCUCAAGGCGGCAUCUCUCUCCACGUUACCUCCUUUAGCAGCGCACACAGAUGCCUCACAAGAAAGAUUACAUCAAAACCCUGCGAAAAAACUGCCACCGGACCAGGCUUUUGUCUCCGGAGACCACAAAGAGGUCUUCGGCGUGCCUCACUUAACUUCACCCCGUAGAAGUCAGAGUGAAAGCAGACUAUCACAGUCCAGUUUUGAUGCUGGAGUCGGAAGCGACGAGGUCAGAGCAGGACAAAGAACAGAUUUGGGCGGGAGUGGAAAGAACAACACAAGCACAGGUGCAGACUCACGCUGGGAUACGAUAGAGUCUCUUCUCCAGCAGCUAAAGGCAGCAGCGGCUGCGGGAGGUGGCCACGAGGCCUCACCGGAGCAUCUGUGUGAUUUGUGCGCCGCUCUCCAUGAUGGCCUGGCAGCGGCGGGUAUGUUGGGCCCUCAGCGCUGUAAGAGGCGCUCGUCGAUACUACGAAUGCUCUUCCAACUCAUUGACCUCGAUUCCCCGCGCCUCCACAUGCACGUCGCCGAGUUGUGUCUUGCUUUACAUGUCAGUGGGAAGAACCUACUCAACAUCUGCAAGCUUAUCUUCAAAAUCAGUCGCAGUGAAGCCAACGACGUCCUAUUCCAGAAUAACUCAGUCCUAGACUCGCUGGUCGGGCUGCUGUUGCGUGAGGAUGCGACGUCAUGCAGCGAAGCGCUGUUUUACAGCGCCGGUACGCUCAAAUAUCUCUCGGGAAACGUCGUCGUGGUCCACCUCCUGUUGGAAAAGAAUUUCAUGAGUGCGACUCGCGAUUUUAUCCAAAAGCUCUGCAGGGUGGAUGACGCCCACCUCACCAUUGCCGGACACAUCCUUGUACAGCUAACCGCCGCCUUGCGAAACCUGGCCGACCACGCCGAGGCCCGCCCCCUCUUUGUCUCCCACUCCCUAAUGUCGAAGCUCUGUUCGGUUCUGCAGCGCUAUCGUCAGGACCAAGACGUGUGCACCAACGUUUCUCGAAUCUAUAGUAAACUCUCCUCGUAUGCCGAGUGCCGCGUCGCUUUGGAGCAGACCCCCGACUGCUACCAACUAUUUUUAGAACUCUUGAGCAAACACCACCAAAACCAGGAUCUGGUCGUGCGUCUGCUCUUCACGCUGGGCAAUCUGACGGCCAAGAGUGACGAGGCACGCCAGCGGCUCUUUCGCUGCGAGGCGUCGCUGGACACCCUCCUGCGGCUGUACGAUGACUACCAGCUGAGGGAGGAAGAGGAGUCGCCGCCUCCGGCCAGCCGGCAGGAGGCCGAGGAUGUGCUGGUGAAGCUGGUCCGGGUGCUGGCCAACAUGUGCAUCCAUGAGGACGUGGGCGCCGCGCUGGCCAGCAGCACCACCUGCGUCCAGCUGCUGAUGGAGACACUGGAGCUGAGGUCGGUGGCAGAGAGCGAGGAGCUGACGGUGAACGUGGCAGGCGCCAUCAACAAUUUGACAUUCUACCGCAAAGAAAGCGCUGUGCUCAGACGCAGCCAGCUGGCCAUCGCCCAGCUGAUGCUCAAGUUGGUGCUCAGCUCCAACAUGACCGCCGUGCUCGAGGCCACGCGCGUCUACGGGAACGUGUCCCAGUCCAAAGAUGUGCGGGACUUUAUCAUGCAGAACAAAGUCCACAGGUUUAUGGUCACGCUGCUGGACUCCAAGAACCCGGACGUGUGCUUCUCGGCUUGCGGGGUCCUCACCAAUCUGGCGCUUGACCCUCCCAACAGAACACUGCUCUCCCUCGAGGGGACCGCAAUCAAACUGACGGACUGCUUGAGAGACCUGGGAGCAGGUGACUGGCAGCUGUCGGCUCAGCUGUGUCAGGCCUUGUGGAACAUGAGCGGAGGAGGCGGACCUGAGAAGCUGCUGGAGGCGCAAGACAGGGAGUCGCUGCUGGAAAUCCUCACGUCCUAUUUGGAUGAAAACGAGAUCUUCAAGUGGACAGAAGAUGAGGACUACCACAGGGCAUUGUGGGAAUUGGAGUUCAGACCCGUUGGCCAAAGACUAUCAUACCUGGUCAAUGAAAUGUAAAUAAUAUAUAUCAUAUAUGUACUGUACAUACACAACAAUUAUGAAUGUUUUUGUUGUGAUACUGACUUUUGAAUCCCACCAUCACGUGACUGUUUUAAAGCACUUUAAAGUCCAGCCUCACAUAUCUUUACAACACUUUUGCACAUUUAUACACGGUAUGUAUAACUUUGUUUUUGUGAGCAUGUAUGCGUGCGUGCGUUUGAUGAGUUGCCUCAGUCUCUAUUGGUAAGCAAACGUUUGAUGAAAUGUGUAAACAAAUAAAAAGCACAGACUCAGCAAGAUA